AUGUCGGGCCUUCUGAACUCGAUCAGACAGGAUUCGAGCUCAUCGUCGUAUUCGUUUUUUGGGCCGAAAAGGUAUCCCGAAAGUGUUGCAUUCUGGCACGAUCCCUCCGCAGCACAGACGAUCAAAGGGCCCCCAAAACAAGCUCUAUUCCAGCCUCCCCCGGAUCAGAAAAAGCAUAAGCGCACCCGGAGUGGCUGCUUUACCUGCCGUUCGCGCCGGAUCAAGUGUGAUGAGAACCAUCCACUCUGUGAACGGUGUAGAAAAGGGGGCCGCGAUUGUGUCUACCCGUCACCCACCGCAUCCUCCAAGGCUAGCUCACACACUACAGCUAAGUCGCGCACUAGUCGCCCGCAGUCUCGUGGCAGCGACUCAUCUGCGAAGGUAGGCCCUGGGAUUCUGAGCCCAUUGCAGCCCAUCAUCGAUGAAGAGGAGCCCGACAGCGCCGUAUCCGAAUCCCGAUCGUCGCCAGCAAGCACGACUGCUACAUCACAACCGGACUCGCGUAAUAGUCAAAGCGUACAAUUUCUUCGGAAGCACAAUGCCAGAGCCACGUCUGACGCUAGUGCUUACAUGAAAGAACAGAGUAGUUCGCCGUCCACUGAAUCGCCGCGCCUCGAGUCGUUGAGCGUGCGCUCGGGCAGCCUGGGACAUUCCACAGCAGAAUUGCUCAACAAUGCGCGCCUACCGGACGAUGUACGAUUUUAUUUAAAUUUCCACCAUGAUUUUAUAACUCCUCCAUAUUUCUUCUUGAGACAGCAUUCCUCCAAUUUCCUCCACCACAGCCUUAUCGAACUUGCCUUGCAGUAUGAGCCUCUCCUUUAUGCGCUGGUGGGCUUUUCGGCCUACCAUCAUUGUUUACACAGCCCCGAGGGGAAGCUCUAUACAUUUUUGAAAUACUACAACAAAACCUUGGUUCUUCUCCGGAAAUCUUUGGGUUCUGGAGAGGAGCACAGUGAGGCUACAUUGUGCACUGUCCUUGUCCUGACAACAUUUGAGGAAUACAUAGGCGACUGGAUGAACUUGAUCGAUCACCACCAGGCGGCACACACAUUUGUGCUAGAGCUAAUCACACCCGAAUCCGCCAACGUGAACGAGCUACAUACCAACAUCUUCUUAUGGUACUCGCGCUUCGAUGUGGUCGUGGGGAUUUUGGCCGGCACUGAAACAGUCCUCGGUCGACACUGGUAUCUUGCAAAGGAGCAUUAUGAUGCUGAGCAAGCCGCUAUCUAUCCGGAUGAUCCAUCCAAACAACUCGCCCUGGUAGCAUCAAUCAACCGACGCUUUGGCUUGGAUAUGGCUUCUCUUUAUGCAAAGUUAUCUCGCGGCAUGAUAUCAAUGGAACAAUUCGCCAUUCAGAACGAACAUCUGGGCCAAUGGCUUGAGCAGGCCAAGACGAUUCUCAGGACAUUUGAUGAUUACGAAUACAAAGUCCAGUACUACCCACAAAAGCAGCCCUUGACCGAAGAUGAUGUUGUCGAUCCAUACGUACCAGGAAUCUUGCAUCGAGGACCCUUGUGGGAUAUCAAUUACGCUUGGAUCGACAUUCUCGCCACCGAGACAAUGUACAAGUUCCAAACCAUGCAAGUCCUGCAGCAGCCUUUGCUCCAAAAUUUGCAAGACUUGGCCAAGGAGCAGUGUCGCCUGAUUGAGACAAUGAUACGGUGGCCUCACAAAGAAAACGGAUAUUGCAUCAAUUUUAAAAACAGCCUUGGCAUGUUGGGCAUGUUUCUUCCUAGGGAGCAUAAGUAUCAAAUGUGGGCCCGCCGCACAUUGGCGUUGUUAGAGCAACAUGGGUACAUCAUCGCCCCUAGUUUCCGCACUGGGCUUGCUACCAUCUGGCAAGUCCCAGAGGUUAACCAUUGGUGGCUCCCUAAUGACGAAGGGUAUACAAGCAUUAUCCGCGAAAUUCGCUCCUUGUCCGAUGACCGCUCAUCGCAGGUACGCGAUGAGAAGCACGAGACUGUUCGUGAUAUGAAAUCUAUGUUCGGGAGCUUGAAUCUGGAUGAAAACGACGACAAGAACCCUCCAUUUCUAUAG
Molecule: messenger RNA, 2037 nt
Organism: Penicillium digitatum Pd1
Lineage: Eukaryota; Fungi; Ascomycota; Eurotiomycetes; Eurotiales; Aspergillaceae
Product: Zn(II)2Cys6 transcription factor
Biological process (GO): regulation of DNA-templated transcription
Molecular function (GO): DNA-binding transcription factor activity, RNA polymerase II-specific; zinc ion binding
Source: RefSeq, a predicted model, not a curated record